AUGGACGAGCUGUUCUUCUUCUUCAUCCUGUUCUGCGGUCUUUUUCUCCUCGCAUCGAUCAUCUACUGCUUCUUAUCGACCUGUCUUGGUGUGCAAAUUCGUCGCUCGGAUCUGUCCGAGGCGUUCUCGUUACCCACACCUGCAAAAAUACGCGCUAGAGACGCCGAGCGACGGCGAAGGUUAGAAGCAUCCGGAGGAUACGAAUUGGACGAUAUGGAUAGGAAUAUGGCAUAUGAGAGAGUAGGCGUGUCUUCUGGGCCUGAAGAAUUCGAAGUCAUGAGAAGAGGAGGACCUGGACGAGCUUUGUUCUGA
Messenger RNA from Kwoniella shivajii, 312 nucleotides. RefSeq lists its product as uncharacterized. The record is from RefSeq and is a predicted model, not a curated record. The coding region runs from base 1 to 312 and encodes 103 amino acids. The transcript has 2 exons. Lineage: Eukaryota; Fungi; Basidiomycota; Tremellomycetes; Tremellales; Cryptococcaceae.